AUGCACGGGGAGCUUGUUGUCCCAGCAUGGCCGUCUGCAUUGGACUGCCUCGCCUGGUCUGCUGACUGCGAACUCGCGGUAGCGGCCGGCGAGGUUGUGGAGCUACUGAUACCCAACUCAAAAGCUCAACUUCAAAGCGCAGAUGGGGCUUUAGACGGAACUACUAACCCAUCAUGGGAAAACAUUCGCAUUCGAACGAACAUCUUCUCAGAAGCUGAGCUCCCGCUGCAUGAGCCUGCGCCAUCUCGCACAUACUCGACAGGCGAAGAAAUAUCCAGUGGCCUCGUCGCGGGUCUCGCCUGGUCACCUCCUGGGCUUGCGAAGCAUCGAAGGUGUGCGCUCGCCGUACAGACUCAAAAUCUUGUUCUGUCGAUCUGGGAAUCGUCUGUAAACCCCAGACAACCUGGAAGCUGGAAACGGUCUUUGAUAGUAAAUCGUGAACUGGAGCGCUACUUUGCCAAGCAUCUAACCUCAGAAGAGGAAUUGCAUGGAAGGGACGCCGCUGAGGUGCUGAGACUUCGGCGACGUAUCCGGACGUUCAGCUGGUGCCCUUCGGUUCACACUGCGAGUAGCCAGCGCUCCUCCAACUUCAACCAUGAUCCACUGUGGAGCGCACAUCUCUUAGCUGUAUCCAAUGACUUUAACGAGGUUAUUAUACUCCAAGUUCAGUCACCCUACAACACUUUACGCCUGGACAACGCUCAAUGGUCGGCACGGGUUUUGGCACAGUUCUCAGUCAAGCAAGACCUCUCAUCUCUCAAAGUCAAUCCGUCUAGUUUGUAUGAGGAAUAUAUGAACCAGCAACGGUUUGUUUUGCAACUCGCGUGGAGUCCAUGGAUCGCCUCCAAGGAUGGAUCCAUCUCCAGUCUUCUUGCGUACGGAACCAAUGACACACUCAGUUGUAGGAAUCUUAGUCUUUCCGGAGUAUCAACUAGCGCUGCCGUCGAAGUCAGCAAGUCUGAUGGGCCGAUAGAGCAUAAACUUAGAGCUCCGCUUGAAGGACCGCUUCGAUGGUCACCGCGUAGCGACACUCCUCACAUGUUCCUCAUUGCCUUUACUUCGGAUGAAGCUCUGUGUUUUUCAAUACCUACCAAGACACCAAGAAGUUGCAGCCUCUCAACCCACGAUCUUGACGGCAGGUGGGAUCCAAUAUCUGGCAUCGUGUUCAGCACUGAGUCCCUUGAGACUUUGUGGAUCCAUUUCGCUUCGCAGACCUCAUCGCCUAGUGCUCCGACCACAAACUUGAACCUACCAUUGCAACCUGAUGCAGUGUCCGAGAGUCCAUCGUGGCAGGGCCAUAUCCUCGAGAGCCAAGCAUUAUACAGCGCGCAGCAUGAGCUUGCCGGCCACGUCCUCGUCAAACAGUGGGGACUUGCCACAUUGCCGUUGGGUGAUCUGAUAGCUUCUUGCAUCACACUGCACCCAAGCGACAUGCUUCAAUACGAGACACCAGCUGAGUAUCAGAGCUUCAUCGCCAUUGAUCGGAUUUCGGGCAGUCGCGAUAGCUUCUGGCUGCCUCAAGACGGCGGGACAUCUCCACUUGCAGACAUCAGUGCGGAAACAGUCCUGUUCUAUGUCAAAAGAUGGUUCGCUCGUAACCGCUCGACGGACAGGAGCGCCAAUGCAGUGAAGGCGAUACUACAGGAGAUAGACGACAAGAUCUGGUCGGCGAUUACCGAGCGGGAUGACCCCACAGUCGCCAGCGCCUUCGAAUUGCAACAAACUCGAGACCACACAUCUUUACACUCCGAUGCGACGGAGUAUCAUGUCUUGUCGAAUGACUGGAAACGUACUCUCUACCUCGACAGGGAGCUUGUAAAACUUCGCUAUAAGAACCUGGUGUCGCUCGCCGCGUCUUAUCCCAGCCUUAGUAGCGCGAUAGGACCGCAGAUCUCACUGCAGAUAAUCAAAAAGAUCCUCGAGUUACCGCAGAGACUCUGUGAUGGCAGUCAGGUCAGCAGGCGCAUACUGCGCCUUUGCGCCUUGGCCUUUAUGAAAUUUCCGGAUUCGUCUCCGGAAGAGCAGCAUGAGUCGAGAGACACUGCACCCGGUAGCAUAGAGCAAUGCGAAAUCUGCAACGACCCCAUAGAGUUCGAGAACUUGUCUUGGGCGAGGUGUUCACAAGGUCACCAGUUUACGCGCUGUUCUACAACAUUCCUUGCCGUCCAGGCACCCGGUAUCUCGAAGUAUUGCGGAAUUUGUGGGAAACAGUACCUGAAUGCCCAGUAUGUAUUUGAGCAGGACACGGCGCUUAACGAUACAGAUCCUGCUGUUGACAGCACACGGGGAUCAUCUUUGAAGGACGCACCGUCGACCAAUGCGGCAGUGCUUGAGCGAGCGCGUCAAGAGCAAGGUACUAACGCUGCAGAACCACGGCCUUCUAUCACGUUAGCCCAACUCCUCGUUGCCGCCUGCGACCUUUGUGUCUAUUGUGGUGGGAAGUUCGUCGGUUAA
Messenger RNA from Coniosporium apollinis CBS 100218, 2454 nucleotides. RefSeq lists its product as uncharacterized. The transcript is spliced from 5 exons. The coding region runs from base 1 to 2454 and encodes 817 amino acids. Gene Ontology annotation, cellular component: transcription factor TFIIIC complex. NCBI's taxonomy places the organism in Eukaryota, Fungi, Ascomycota, Dothideomycetes. Gene Ontology annotation, molecular function: histone acetyltransferase activity. Gene Ontology annotation, biological process: transcription initiation at RNA polymerase III promoter. The record is from RefSeq and is a predicted model, not a curated record.